AUGGGCUGGGUCGGGUGUGGGAGGGCCGUGGCUUGGCAUCCAAUACAUGAGGGUUUCUUCACCAGUGGAGGAUCAGAUGGAUCAUUAUUGUUCUGGCAUGUCGGGGUGGAGAAGGAAGUUGGUGGCACAGACGUGGCACAUGAAGGCAUGAUCUGGAGCUUGGCCUGGCACCCGCUGGGACACAUCCUCUGUUCGGGGUCCAAUGACCACACCAGUAAAUUUUGGACGAGGAACAGGCCAGGAGACAAGAUGAGAGACCGAUACAACCUCAACCUCCUACCAGGAAACAUGUCAGAUGAUAUGAUUGCAGAAUACGAUGACAAUGAGCCUCUCAGUGCUCCCAACAUCCCAGGCAUGGGCAUCGCUGAGCAGCUCAAGCAAGUGCUGGAACAAGAGCAAAAAGAGAAAGUAGUGGAGGCUGAGCCGGAAGUGGCGAUCCCAGGCUUGGACUGGGGUGUGGAGGAGCUCAUUAAAGAACAGAAGAAACUCCCCACAAAGAAGAUCCCUUACUCCAAACCCAUCCCCGCGCAGUUCCAGCAGGCUUGGCAGCAGAACAAACUUCCUAUGCUCCCUGUGGGUGGCAAUGUGAAAGUUCAGCCUCCUGAAGAUAAGAAAGACAAGAUGAAGUCGCAGGCGGAGAUUCGUCAAGAGCUGACGGCACUGCAAUACACAAACCCCGCUCUAUACGAGCAACUGAAGUCUGACCGUAUUACUCAGAAACUCAUGGAACAAGUUCAAAACCAACAGCAGAAUCAAGGACUUGUCCAAAUGCAGCCCCCGCUGGGCAUGAUGCAGAAAAAUAUGCACCCUCAAGGCUUUUCCCAGGGACCCAUGCCUGGCCUACAGCAGCACUUCCCUCCCAACAUGCCCCCAGGCAUGAUGUCUGGUGGGCCCAUGGGCCAGUUCAGACCGCAAGGGCCUCCUGGGCUCAAUAUGCAGCAAGGUCCCGGCCUUGGACCGAACUGGCCUCACGGUAUGCCCGGCCACAUGGGUAAUAUGCAGGGACAAAUGGGUCUGUCUGGACCACUUGGACCCGGUGGCCCGCAAGGUCCCCGUGGGCCUCAGCAAGGGCUUGGUGGUCCAGGAAUGGGGCAGACGCCCCCAUCGGGUGGCAUGCAGGGUGGCGGGCCACCAUCUUCACUGCACAUGCAAGGGCAGCAACUGAGGCCUCAAGGAGGACCCCCAAAUGGGCCACCGUCCCAAGGCGGCCCUUCAAACAUGGCACCGUCCAUCUCAAUGCAGGGACCAAUGCCCUCGCCUAUGCCAGGCCGGGGACCCAUGCAGGGGCAGGGCCAGGGCCCCAUGCAGGGUCAGGGCCCCAUGCAGGGCCAGGGCCCCAUGCAGGGUCAGGGCCCCAUGCAGGGCCAGGGCCCCAUGCAGGGUCCCAUGCAGGGCCAGGGACUCGGCUCCAUGCAGGGUCAGGGCCCCAUGCAGGGUCAGGGCCCUAUGCAGGGUCAGGGCCCCAUGCAGGGUCAGGGCCCCAUGCAGGGUCAGGGCCCCAUGCAUGGCCCUGGCUCCAUGCAGGGCCAGGGACCUAUGCAGGGCCAGGGACCCAUGCAGGGCCAGGGCCCCAUGCAGGGUCAGGGCCCCAUGCAGGGUCAGGGCCCCAUGCAGGGUCAGGGACCUAUGAAGGGCCAGGGCCCCAUGCAGGGCCCCAUGCAGGGCCAGGGCCAGGGACCCAUGCAGGGCCCCGGCCCCAUGCAGGGCCAGGGCCCCGGCCCUAUGCAGGGCCAGGGCCCCAUGAAAGGCCAGGGCCCCAUGCAGAGUCAGGGACCAAUACAGGUCCAAGGACCCAUGCCGGGCUCCAUGCAGGGACCACAGCAGGGCCCCCAGCAUUUUGGACCCCAGUCCGGCGGAUUUCAGGGACCGCCACUCUCACCACGCAGCUCUCUGCAAGCCGGGUCCUCGGAAUUCAUCGGAACUCCUCGUGAGGGUCCGCAGCAAAAUGCCAGCGACGGACCCAGGGGGGGGCAGCUCUUUGAGCCGCCUGACGGCCAAGGAGGCCCAAAUCAGGGGCCCAAUUCAUCGCCGUUCAGUGGUCACCAAGGCCCCAGUGGACCUGGGGGACUGUCGCCUGCGAGCCUGCAGCAGCACGGACCCCCGCAAGGACAGGGGCAGGCACAUCAACGGGGACCCCCGCUGAGGCAGGGGCUCUUGGGAGAUGCCCCUCCAGGGCACUCGCAGGGAUCAUCAGGACCAGCGAGGAUUCCGACCCCAAACAGGAGCACAGCAGGUUCAGUCCGAGGUGAAGGCGGCAGACCUAUGCUGCAUCAGGAGGAAUUUGGUGGGGAUCCUGUGAAGGAAGAACCGCGAGAUUUCCAGGCCCCCUUGGAACGCAGGGGAUCCCUUGCUGAUCAGGAUGAGUUUGACAACCCCGAGUUUCGUGGGCCACCUGGCCCUGAUGACCACGGCCGGCAAAGGCACUUUGAAGAAUACGGCAUGGAGUUUGGACCAGGAAAACGAGAAUUCGAGGGAAGAAGGGAUGAGGGCUGGAAUCGUGGCCCGACGGAGGAAAACUGGCAGCAACGGCCUGGCAAUUCGGAUGAGCCCUGGAGGAGGCCACCGCCUGGUGAUGAGUUUGCACCAUUCGAGGAUGGCAACAGGAGGAGAAGGGACGGGGCUCGUGGUGGCAUGCUCGACCGACGGCGCCCUUCAGCCGACAGGGACCUGGACGACGGCCGCUUUGGCAGGCGGAGAGAAGACAGGUUUGACCCUAAGUUCCCUGGCGAUGGGUACCCGCAGCAGUUUGAGGGCGAUCGCCCUAGAGAUUUCGAACCCCGGGUCCGACGAGGCCGGGACGGAGAGCCCCUCCCGAUGGAUCAGUUUGACAAUGGCUUCCGGCGCGGAGGACGGGACAGAGAUGAUGAUUUUCCGCGUCAGUAUGAGGAUGACCAGCGAGGACUUGGGCACGGUCGCCUGCUGCCCAGAGGCGAGGAGCGGCGAGGCGAUUAUCCCGCACCCCCCGACAGCCCCUCGGGCGUCUCUCGCGAACGGCUGCCCUCGCUGCUCGCGAUGGACACGGCAUCUCUGCCGCUGCGCAAGCGACCUUGGCACGAGGGACCCGGAGGGCUCCCAGGGGAGCGGAGGGAUGGAGAAUCUGGCCUAUCGCCCCUGGACGACCGCCCACUCAGAGGCGGUGGCGGUCCCGGGCGCAUGGAUGCCCGCGACGACCCGUACCGCGGUGAGGACGAGGGCCCCCCUUCCUUCAUGGGCCCCCUCAACAGCGGGGUCGGCGGCAUGGCGUCACUCCAGAGGACCCCCAUGCAGAGAGGAGGAGGCAACGCGGACUGGGCGCACAGGCGUGGAGGAGCCCUCCGGGGGGCCGGCCGAGAGGGGAUGACAAGGGGCGGCAGAGAGGGCAUGCCGAGGGAGGGAAUGCCGAGGGAGGGAAUGCCCAGGGAGGGAAUGCCCAGGGAGGGAAUGCCCAGGGAGGGCAUGCCCAGGGAGGGCAUGCCCAGGGAGGGCAUGCCCAGGGAGGGCAUGCCCAGGGAGGGAAUGCCCAGGGAGGGAAUGCCCAGGGAGGGAAUGCCCAGGGAGGGAAUGCCCAGGGAGGGAAUGCCCAGGGAGGGCAUGCCGAGGGGUGGCGGCGGGCGAGAUGGCAUGCCCAGGGGAGGCGGCCGAGACAUUGGGCCCCGAGGGGGCGGCCGAGACGGUGGCCCAAGAGGGGGCGGCGUUGGCCGGGAUGGCGGUGGUCCGAGAGGGGGCGGUCGAGACUGCAUGGCGAGGGGCGGUGGACGAGAUAGUGGUCCAAGGGGCGGUGCCCGAGAUGGAGUUCCUGGGCGGGGAGGAAGGGGCCGCUGAUGGACAGAAGUCGGAGGACGCCCGUUUCUGUUGAUAUAUUUUUUUUGCUUUUCCAAAAACUUUUGCUGUGUCCCUCGGGAUAUUGCUGAGUUACUGGCUGAGCCAGCAAGAUUAUUUAUGCUCAAAAAGUUCAUCCGUCACUUCUGCAAAACAUGGGAGGCAUGUGCAGGUGUGUGCAUGCUUGCACACAUUCGUAUUGGUGGUGAGCUGCGUUUGCGAUGGAUAAUACUCGUUUUCUACGAUUCAGCCAUCGAUAGUUAAACACAAUAAUUGCAUUGAUUGGAUAUUUGCGAUGGUUUUGGGGCAGGGAAAAUAAAUUUUUACGAGUGAUACCAGCAUCAAGAAACUUUUAUUUUAAAUGUAGAUAAUCUGCUUUCAAUUUUUUUUUUGCAAUUAAAGCAUAUACUAGUGGAAGAAAGAGUGCUGAGAUGUUUCAGUUUGCGUUUUUUUAUUUUGUUAACCAGGCCUGUAAUUGAAGACUUGAGCAAAAUAAAGUUAUUGACCAAUAGCAUAUUGCCUACAUGCUACACAUGAACACAAGUAACUAUCUAAAAGUGUUCAUCUUAGCAUGAUGCAAUCCUCUGGUGUCAAAUAUUGCAAUCCCAUUGUUUGAAAACGUAAAUCAGCAAGUCUGGUCCCAAAUCUGGUCGAACAUUGUGUAGAAUUAUAGUUAUCCAAAAGAAAGAAACCCAUGCAAGUCUACACAAGUAUUAUCUGUACCCAUUUCCCGGCACCCCUAUCUCUGUUCACAUGACAACUGGAUAGAUAGGUUUCAUCUCCUGUUUAUGUGUUCGUAUUUUGCUAGCUUCAACUAAAAGGACCAAACUGGGCUUGUGGUGUUUCCAAACAAUGUUGAGUGAGUGAACGAGGGCAAUCUGGGAAGCCUACCUACCGUUCGCUGUUCUCGGAAUGAAUGUGUCUGCUGCAUUUAGCAGAGUACUGUUUAGCCGAAUACUUCGUGACGUAAUACUAGCUCCAUUAAAACAUAAGUAAAUAAUUCAAUAAGUUCAGAAAAUAAAACGUUUUUUUUUAGUUUAUUGUUUUUUUGUCAAAAUUUCAUGGGGCUAUGGCACCGGACUUGUUGAAUUACACCACUGUGGGGAAAAUGUGUGUAUUAAAUCGACAGGCUUUGUCUCAAUUAAAAUGUCUGUUUAUGAAGCCGUACUUAUUAAACAGCUGGUUGGUAAAUGUCAUAAUUUUUCUGUUUGCCUUUCUACUCUGAAAUGCUACAGUGCUUGUAUUCACACAAGCUGUGAACCUUUGUAUUUUUGUCUACAAUUAUGUCUCUUGAUGUUUUGUUAAAUUACUACUGAUAGCCUCUUGCUGUAUUUUUUGUGGUAGUCUGCGUGUAUAAAGCUUGCACACAUGGUGUCUUUAGUAUCAUGAGAGAAAUAUUUUGCUAUGUAAAGUUAUGCAUCUCUCACCGUGAUGCACAGUUGUCCUGAAUAAUAAUGAGAUAAUAAACAGAGAUGCACAUUUUA
Messenger RNA from Lethenteron reissneri (Far Eastern brook lamprey), 5282 nucleotides. It is a transcript of the gene WDR33, whose product is annotated as WD repeat domain 33. Gene Ontology annotation, cellular component: mRNA cleavage and polyadenylation specificity factor complex. Gene Ontology annotation, molecular function: protein binding. The record is from RefSeq and is a predicted model, not a curated record. Gene Ontology annotation, biological process: mRNA 3'-end processing. Lineage: Eukaryota; Metazoa; Chordata; Hyperoartia; Petromyzontiformes; Petromyzontidae.